This is a messenger RNA of Thelazia callipaeda (thelaziosis nematode), 246 nucleotides long. NCBI's taxonomy places the organism in Eukaryota, Metazoa, Nematoda, Chromadorea, Rhabditida, Thelaziidae. The record is from the annotation of a GenBank genome assembly.
AUGGUAAUAAGUGAGCAAAGUUUGGCAUGUACGCCAAGUUGUGGAAUGGCUGGAUGUCACAUCCCGCCCCCGCCUUUUCCAGGAGGAUGCGGGAAGCCUCCAUGUGGUGGUGGCUGCAAAAGUGGCAGUAAUGGAUGUGGCGGAGGUGGACCACCACCACCACCACUACCACCACCGCCAGUAUAUGGUGCUCCUCCAUCGAUAAGUAAUGUAUAUGGAGCCCCGAUACCAUAUGCAACAUCAUAA